AUGGGAUGGAAGAAACUCGUAGAAACACCGGAUAGGGUUGGAAGACAAGCUAUUCUGAAUGUGCAUGUUUACAAGAAAGAGAUCCCUUUGGGAGAGAAUGUUGACCCUGCUAAAAUUGCUUCCAUGACCACCGUUUCACCGGACCUUGCUAAUUUAGUAAAUGAAGCGGCUUUGUUGGCAGGGAGACAAAGUAAACUAGUGGUGGAGAAAAUGGACUUUAUCCAAGAAGUGGAGCGUUCCAUUGAUGGGAUUGAAAAGAAAACAGCCAAGUUACAAGGCACUGAGAAAGCAGUAGUGGCUCGACAUGAAGUUGGUCAUGCAGUAGUUGGCACAUCUGUUUUUAAGCUUCUUGCAGGACAACCACGGGUUAAGGUAAAGAUUUUUACCAUGGAAUGGUAUCGCGAAUUCUGA
Molecule: messenger RNA, 411 nt
Organism: Lactuca sativa (garden lettuce)
Lineage: Eukaryota; Viridiplantae; Streptophyta; Magnoliopsida; Asterales; Asteraceae
Product: ATP-dependent zinc metalloprotease FTSH, chloroplastic
Biological process (GO): proteolysis
Cellular component (GO): chloroplast thylakoid membrane
Molecular function (GO): metalloendopeptidase activity; ATP binding; ATP-dependent peptidase activity
Source: RefSeq, a predicted model, not a curated record